This is a messenger RNA of Aphanomyces astaci, 1389 nucleotides long. Its product is annotated as molybdenum cofactor biosynthesis protein A, variant. Lineage: Eukaryota; Oomycota; Saprolegniomycetes; Saprolegniales; Verrucalvaceae. The transcript is spliced from 2 exons. Gene Ontology annotation, biological process: Mo-molybdopterin cofactor biosynthetic process. The record is from RefSeq and is a predicted model, not a curated record. The coding region runs from base 272 to 1279 and encodes 335 amino acids. Gene Ontology annotation, molecular function: cyclic pyranopterin monophosphate synthase activity; GTP 3',8'-cyclase activity; metal ion binding.
UCGUUUUCUGGACGAGAUUGCGAUGUGCUCGUUGAUGCGCUGUCAACUUCGUCGUUCGUUCUCCACAUCUAACAAGCGUCCGUCAAGACAAACGCUACGAGAGAGGUUGGCGUCUGGACCUUCAUUGGCCCACUUCGUCAACGCUACCGAUCCCCACGUCAGCGUUUCGACAACCGAAAGCAACAUGGCGGUGCUUGACGACCUUAUGGCACAAUUGCAGCGUGGGGUAUGACCUUAUGCAUGGUAGACAUCUGCAUGCCCUGAUUGCGUUAUGCAGGAACGCGAGGAUCAUCUUGUCGACACAUUUGGUCGCGUGCACAACUACCUCCGCAUCUCCCUCACUGAGCGGUGCAACUUGCGAUGCCAGUACUGCAUGCCCGAAGACGGCGUGCCAUUGCAACCAUCUUCGGACCUCCUCUCCGCGGCCGAGAUCCUUCGACUCACGACAUUGUUUGCCCAAGCGGGUGUGUCAAAGCUUCGACUUACAGGCGGCGAACCCCUCAUUCGACCAGACAUUGUGCCGCUGGCCGCGGCCCUGCACGCCAUUCCCGGCAUCGAUUCUCUGGGCAUCACGACCAACGGCUUGGUGCUGUCGAAGCACCUCGCGGCGCUGUGCGCACUGCCAGCGCGGCUCAACAUCUCGCUCGACACAUUGAACGAAGCCAAGUUUGCCAAGAUCACGCGCCGCAACGGGUUCCAAAGGGUGUGGGCGGCAAUUGAAGCGGCAGUAGCGGCAUCCCCCGUGCAAGUUAAGCUGAACUGCGUAGUCAUGCGCGACUUCAACCUGGACGAAGUGGCGGAUUUUGUACGGCUGACAGCGCGUCUAAACGUGGACGUGCGCUUUAUCGAGUGGAUGCCGUUCGACCAGAACCGGUGGAACGACCAGACCUUCGUCCCCUUUGCAGAGAUGCUAGCGGGUCUGCAUGCCGCCUUCCCCGGCAUCGCCCCCCUGGACAACCACCCGAACGACACGUCCAAGUCGUUUGCGCUGCCCGACGCCCCCGGCAGGUUCAGCUUCAUCACGAGCAUGAGCGAGCACUUUUGUGGCGGCUGCAACCGCCUGCGCCUCACCGCCGACGGCAACCUCAAGGUGUGCCUCUUUGGAAAUGCCGAGGUGAGUCUGCGAGAUGCCAUGCGCCACGGAGGGUACUCGGACGACGACCUGCUUCUGGUCAUCCAAGCCGCCGUCAAGCGGAAAAAGUUUGCACUCGGAGGCCAUCGAGACAUGCAUGGCAUUGCCAAGGCCCAGAACCGACCCAUGAUCCUCAUCGGUGGCUAGACGUUAGCCGUACUACAAAAUGUGUGCUUGAAGAACUCUCGUAAAUGUCAAAUCGAUUCAAAACUGGACCUUACAGACAACGAAAUAAAUAUAGAUCCGCCUAAACCAAU